AUGACAUUGAAGUAUGGCGUCGUCGCGGCUCUUUUUCUGAUGCAGACAUUAGCAUCCCCUGGUAUCAAGCCUGCGGGGGAUGUUCCCAACCUUUCCAAGAGGUACUUUAUGAUCAAGCCGGAUGGCUCAGGCACCAAAGGCAAGCCUUGGCCCGAGGCCAAAGUUCAGUGGUGUUUGGACGGUGUUGGUAGCGAGGGAGACGAGUACGAGAAGCUGCUCCAGCUCGUCAAAGACAGCUGGAAACUCUGGCAGGACGCCGUGGCUCCUUACUCCAGUCUACAGUUUGAGCCCUCAAAGAGCCACGGCAAGCCUGUUUGCGAUGACAAAGAUAAAGACGGCGAGGUGCUGCACAUCGAAUUCGGCGGCGAACAGGGGUCCUGGGCGGAUUUGGGUUAUGCCGGCAAGGGGCAAGAACAUGUAUUGCACUUGUCCCCCACAGCAACGGCCGCUCUCUGCGCGCAUGAACUCGGCCAUGUGUUCGGCCUGGAACACGAGCACCAAAAGCCUGCAGCUUGGCAAGAAGAUAGUGACGAAAGCUAUAGCGAUACAUUUCCAUUUAGGUUCUACUGUGCGAAUUUGGCAGACUACGAUGCUUUAAAAGACAGAUCGGAUAUCGCCGACCUGUGUAAGGACUACAACGCGGCGACUGCGGCUGGUUUCUCAGCUGCGAACUGGUUGCCUUUUCGGCCCUCUCCGAGAAACUACGAAAUCGACGCCUUUGUCGACUUGGAUUCAAUCAUGAUGUACUCCUCAACUUCGGGUUCCAAGAAUGGGAAACCCGUCUAUCUCAAGCAAGACGAGUCGGAGAUCUCAGAGAACGAGAAACCGUCAAUGGGGGAUAUAAGAGCCAUUGCUAGGCUGUAUCCCAAAUAG
Molecule: messenger RNA, 873 nt
Organism: Anthostomella pinea
Lineage: Eukaryota; Fungi; Ascomycota; Sordariomycetes; Xylariales; Xylariaceae
Source: the annotation of a GenBank genome assembly